AUGUUCCGAAGGACUCCUACUAACUCGCGACAGGGAAGGUCGCGAGACGCCGCGUCUUACGGACAAUGCGCGGGCGAUGACGCGCGUUUUAAUUUGCCGCGAUUGAAUCCCGAUAGACAGGGCUCGUUCAUACACGCGGGUGGCGUUGCUAACGACCGAGCCGUCUCUCAGUACUCGCCGGCGCAAAUCCGAUCCAUGGGUCUUCGAGAAAGGGCGAAUGGUAUUUCACUUGGCUUGGAGGCCAUCGGGCGUGUCGGUGGCUGGCUGCCGGGCGCGGCCGUUCUCACGCGCGGCGCUUCCGAAUUCCGACCUCAGAGAGCGCAGCGAAUCACGUCCAAACAUGUAAUGUCG
Messenger RNA from Iphiclides podalirius (scarce swallowtail), 351 nucleotides. NCBI's taxonomy places the organism in Eukaryota, Metazoa, Arthropoda, Insecta, Lepidoptera, Papilionidae. The record is from the annotation of a GenBank genome assembly.